AGAAAAGAGUGAAGUGAAUAGUUCUUGUGCAUAUAUCACUGGAAUGUCUUCUGCCUAAAUAUCUGUGAUAAAAACCGUCCUCCCGGUAGAACGACUACCGGAAAAAAGUUUUCGAAUGUGAAUAAAUGCCUUGUGAAAGGACUAAUUGACGACUUUCUACUCUUAAAAUUCAUUAUAUUUUAUUCGUUGUCUGUUGAUGCUUGGAAAUUAGUCUACAGGAUUAUUUUCGUGAAGGUAGUCGUGGAAAAAAAUAACUUUUCGUUGUGACUUUUUGGCUCAUCAAAGUUAACGAAGGAAAUAUCUGUUCGCGUAUCAUAAAUAUGCAUCUUGCGUUUAUCUCAAAUUUGUUUUCAGGAAGUUAGAGGAUUUCUCUCAAUCACAAACAAGCAAUAAAUCGUGGAAUAUAUCAACAGGAUAUACAGUCUGAUACUGGAUGUUAGUGUGUUGUUUUGUUUUUUUUCCAAAAAAAAGUUCCACUUGUUUAGAUAGCUUUUAGCUGGAUUUCGUUAGUUCAGAAAUUAUAGCGCACAAGCAUUUUGGAAUAAUUUGGACCAGCUUGAUUCAAGGUCUUAUUUUAUAAAUAGGUUUUAAUAUAUUUAGUUUUACUGAAUACGUUAUUUCAGACUUUGGAUUUAUUUUUUUGCGAAAGAAAAAAAAAGAUAUUUGUAGUGCAACAUUUUCGGGAAACAUACUGUGUUUAUAAAAUCUGUGAAAUAAUAUUUUAAAAACAAGUCUGAUUUCUAUUAUGUUAUUUAUGGGAUAAUGACAGUAGUAGAUAUGCUGCAAAUAGGGCACGUAGAAAACCACACGGGUCUUGGAGAAGUCCGUCCCGGGGAUGUAAGGGCUAAGAAAAAGCCAUACGAAGCCUACCAUCCGCAUAGUCAACACCACCGAAGAGUUCGGGCUCAACCGUCGACUCCGACAGAUCCCGAAAUACAUAUAAUAGAAACGUGUACCAGCCCGGAGCCGGAAGCUAAUCCAAAUGAUCCUUUUGAGAAACAUUUCUUAGCUGCGGCCCUCGCGCCAGCACCGACACUUCAUGUGGACAAUAAAGUUCGAUCCUCAUCCUUCCGGAAUGAUAAACCAAAGCCUCAUAUUACUAAACGCGAACCCGACUUGUCUGUGUCAGGAAAUUACUCCAGUUCUCCUAAUCUCCUGUUUCCAAAAGAUGACACACACGUGCACUACGAUACUCGAAAUCAGGAGACGCGUGACGCACCAUUACGCCGAGUUCGAUCCUUUAAAACGACGUCAAAAGGGGGCGUUAUCAACAGGGGUGAUUCGUUUCGUAAAAAGAGCUCGAGUAGAAAUUUAGCGUCGGGUUCAACGAAUAGUCACGAUUCACCUAUGCUCGCCCAUGCGGCGAGCCACAAUUCGACUCUUGAAUGUACACCGAAAUCCGAGGAGCCCCCAUCAUCCUACUUCAAGAUUCAGAUCCUUGGACCACCCGGAUGUGGUAAAACUUCCAUUACCAAUCAAUUCAUGUCGUCGGAUUAUGCAAACGCCUACGACAGUAUGAACGUUGAUGAAGUAGAAAGAGCAGUAACAAUUCAGCUUGACGGGGAGGAGUUUACCAUGGAAUUUCUUGAUGUUCUUCCAUGGGAUGAUACUACAGAUCAUGAUAUAGAAUUGACAGCCGAUGCUUAUGUUGUGAUAUAUUCCGUUAUUGACAGAACAACGUUUGAUGCCGCUGUUCAGAGCUUGUACAAGUUACGGCAUGGUCUGGGUAUAGACAGACCCAUUGUACUCGUUGGCAAUAAAAUUGACCUGGUUAGAAAACGAAAAGUGAAGAAAGAAGAUGUAAGAUCUAUAUCUCGCACAUACGACUGCCUCCCGUUUGAAACAUCGGCAGUCUUGAACCACCAUAUCGACGAGUUACUUGUAGCCAUCUUGAAACAGAUACGUCAUAAAUUGAAUCCUGACCUUCACCCAUCACCAGACGACUAUACGGAACCGGAAAUGAGAAGACGUGAUAAAAAAGGCCCAGGUGGAUUUUUAGGAAAACUGUAUCGAAGACUAAGCAGGAAAGGCAGACCUAAAAAAUAAAAUUUUCCUUAUUUCUUUUCUCUUUAAUUAUGCAAGACAUGAGAAACGUCAAUGUGUUAGGACUGAAUUUGGCGAGAUUAUUCCGUUGUGUCCACGUCCGUCCUUGUGUUAUAUCAUGCACGAUGAAAUCCGAAGUACGACUUCACUUGUAUAGUCAGUAAGGUAGAUAUUUAGACCAACAACUUUUUCUCGAAAUCAAAUAUCUUUUAUAUUUUCCUUUAAGUGCAUCAUUUGAGCAGUUGAGUUAUAAUCAUUUUACCGUUCUUGAAUU
Molecule: messenger RNA, 2317 nt
Organism: Mercenaria mercenaria
Lineage: Eukaryota; Metazoa; Mollusca; Bivalvia; Venerida; Veneridae
Product: GTP-binding protein REM 1-like
Exons: 4
Coding region: 763-2046 (427 amino acids)
Cellular component (GO): plasma membrane
Molecular function (GO): calcium channel regulator activity; GTPase activity; GTP binding
Source: RefSeq, a predicted model, not a curated record